Molecule: messenger RNA, 4090 nt
Organism: Equus quagga
Lineage: Eukaryota; Metazoa; Chordata; Mammalia; Perissodactyla; Equidae
Gene: CDS1
Product: CDP-diacylglycerol synthase 1
Exons: 13
Coding region: 13-1398 (461 amino acids)
Cellular component (GO): endoplasmic reticulum membrane
Molecular function (GO): phosphatidate cytidylyltransferase activity
Source: RefSeq, a predicted model, not a curated record
CGGGAGCGGGAGAUGUUGGAGCUGAGGCACCGGGGAGGCUGCCCCGGCCCCGGGGGAGCGGUGGCGCCGCCGCCCCGCGAGGGAGAGGCAGCCGGCGGCGACCACGAAACCGAGAGCACCAGUGACAAAGAAACAGAUAUUGAUGACAGAUAUGGAGAUUUGGAUUCCAGAACAGAUUCUGAUAUUCCAGAAAUUCCCCCAUCCUCAGAUAGAACCCCUGAGAUCCUCAAGAAAGCUCUGUCUGGUUUAUCUUCAAGGUGGAAAAACUGGUGGAUUCGUGGAAUUCUCACUCUGACUAUGAUUUCAUUGUUUUUCCUGAUCAUCUAUAUGGGAUCCUUUAUGCUGAUGCUUCUUGUUUUGGGCAUCCAAGUGAAGUGCUUCCAUGAAAUUAUCACCAUAGGCUACAGAGUCUAUCGUUCUUAUGACCUGCCAUGGUUUAGAACGCUAAGCUGGUACUUUCUACUGUGUGUAAACUACUUUUUCUAUGGAGAGACCGUAGCAGAUUAUUUUGCUACAUUUGUUCAAAGAGAAGAGCAACUUCAGUUCCUUAUUCGUUACCACAGAUUUAUAUCCUUUGCCCUCUAUCUGGCAGGUUUCUGCAUGUUUGUGCUGAGCCUGGUGAAGAAGCAUUACCGUCUGCAGUUUUACAUGUUCGCAUGGACUCAUGUCACUUUACUGAUAACGGUUACUCAGUCACAUCUUGUCAUCCAAAAUCUGUUUGAAGGCAUGAUAUGGUUCCUUGUUCCAAUAUCAAGUGUUAUCUGCAAUGACAUAACUGCUUACCUUUUUGGAUUUUUUUUUGGGAGAACUCCAUUAAUUAAGUUGUCUCCUAAAAAGACUUGGGAAGGAUUCAUUGGCGGUUUCUUUUCCACAGUCGUGUUUGGAUUCAUUGCUGCCUACGUGUUAUCCAAGUACCAGUACUUUGUCUGCCCAGUGGAAUACCGAAGCGAUGUCAACUCCUUUGUUACAGAAUGUGAACCCUCGGAACUUUUCCGGCUUCAGAGUUAUUCACUUCCUCCCUUUCUAAAGGCAGUGUUGAGACGGGAAACAGUGAGCCUGUAUCCUUUCCAGAUACACAGCAUUGCUCUUUCAACGUUUGCAUCUUUGAUUGGCCCAUUUGGAGGCUUCUUUGCCAGUGGAUUCAAAAGAGCUUUCAAAAUCAAGGAUUUUGCAAACACCAUUCCUGGACACGGUGGGAUAAUGGACAGAUUUGAUUGUCAGUAUUUGAUGGCAACUUUUGUGCAUGUGUACAUCACAAGUUUUAUAAGGGGUCCAAAUCCCAGCAAAGUACUACAGCAAUUGUUGGUGCUUCAGCCAGAGCAGCAGUUAAAUAUAUAUAAAACCCUGAAGAGCCAUCUCAUCGAGAAAGGAAUCCUACAGCCCACCUUGAAGGUAUAGCUGGAUCCAGAGAGGGCAGGACUGACAAGAAGGAAUUCCACAGAAAAGCACUGACAGAUGAAAUUUUGUAAUUGUACAGAAAAAUGGUUAAAAAUGCAAUAGAUUGAAGUUUUACAGACAUGAAUGUUUCUUCUCUGAAAUUACUGUGAAUAUUUAACAAACACUUGAUCUAAGUUAUGAAAUAAGUAGCAAAUUGCCAGCAAAAUAUCCUGUACUUUUUCUAAAGUGUAUAUUCUGGUGUUAACUUCCUUCCCCUCACUGGCUAGGUUUCCUAAUUUAAGAGACUUGUGUUGUAAAGAGUCAAACACUAUAAAACGAGUAAAUCGAGGAUGUCUUCAGAUUGCACCUGGCAGCGUGCCCCUUGCACAAAUAUUUACUUUUGCACUUGGAGCUGCUCUUAAUUUUAGCAAAAUGUUUUAUGUACGGCAAAAUAGGAAGUUGGUAGUUGUCCCGCACUUCCUCUUCUUUCAGUCUGAAGAAUUUUCUGAAGGGCUGAGUUGGAUCUCUCCAGAAAAAAAAAAAAGAAGAUUGUCCACUUUUCAAAGAAAUAAGUAAUCAUUUUCCAGGGAAAAACAUCCCACUUUUAGGUAGGUUUGAAAUUCAGGAGAGGGAGGCUGAAAUGUCUAAGUUAUUGGCCUGCUAGAAAGAGCAGACAUCAAACUCGACUUCUGAUAAAAUUAUUUGGAAAAACAUGACCUUGCAAAAACUUUUCCAGAGAAAUAAAGGAGAGUUCUGCCGUGAAGAACACAGUGUCCGCACCUCCACAGAUGACCUCAGCCCACAGCAGUAGCUCAGGAGGCAGCGUAAGACAGUAACACUUGGCGCGGGCUGCCUUUUGGUCGAGUUCUCUGCUUUUCCUUGUUUCCCUAAGUUCUGUAGCCCCGAGCGCAUAAGAUCAGCAUCUAGGGUAGUGAGUGGGGGUAGUGGCUGAAGGAGAGCAGAGGGUGCUCGGCCGGGCCUCUGGGUGCCUCCCUGCUGGUGCCCUGUGCAGCCCACUGGUCGCUCCCCUGGGAAGGAGGAGGAUCUGCUUGGAGACCAGCCCCAGACCAAGUGCACGGGAGCGGCUAAUCUUUGUCUCAUUCUUCUUUCACAUCAUGUCAUAAAAUCUGAGGACAGCAGCUGAUUUUUUGUUUUUCUUCCAAGAAUGAAAAUCAAGCAGAAGUGAUCCCCACCAAGAACAAAAAGCACACAAAUGCCAAACCUUUCCUUUGGUGGACUGGACACUAACCAGAUGAGAAUAAAUUUCUUAUCAGUGAAUGUAAAUAAGCUACUGUUGCUGUGGGCUCUCCACAACCAUAUUUAUUGUAAUGAACAGUCAGCACGAAACCUUCGAAAAUUGUCUAGUGCUCCUUGGCUAAAUGUUCAGAGAGGAGAAAUAGAUAUAUUUUAAAGAAUGUUUUGCUAAUGGAAAGAGUACAUAUUUUUGUUUAAAUUAGAAACAAAUUUCAAUUAUUUUUUAUUUCCGUUCCACUACUAGUCCCUACAAUAAAAGAUUGUAGAUACGCCUGGGUUCCACGGACGUAAUCUGUAACUAGCAGCUUCCUCGUGUGUACCACACGGUCAUAGUAGAUACAGUUGAACUCAGUACCGAGAGUCUGAUUUCGGGGUUUGGCAUGCAUUUAGUCAGUUCAUCACCGCUGGAUGUGUUCCGUCAGCAUUAUUUCACACUAUUCCAAAAAACCCCUUAUUGGCAUAUUACAGGCGGGAAUGAUCACUUUUAAAAUCAGGCUACCUAACAAGUUAAUUUUCAGCAUCUCUCAUUUUUAUUUGGCUCCUUAAAAGCUCCAAAUGUUGAUCAUAAAAGAAUUUAGCAUACCAAAGUUUAAAAGAUAGAAUGAAAAUUUUGUGAUAGGAACUUACUUUGAAAACUUGGAGAUUUCCACAGUAAGAACCCCUUGGAGACACAGUUGCCCCUGCAUUUUUCCCUGAAGUGAUGGGUGAGGCGCUGCAGUACAGAAUUAUGAGAGCAUUACUGAUCCAUGUAUUAUAAAAUCAACAUUAUUAUAAACAAAAUAUGAAGCUCGGAAUAUUUGGGGUCACAGUAAAAGCGUUCCUCAAAUAGACUUUUAGAGUUGGGUGUACAUUAUUCUGUAUGUAAAAAAAGUAAAUUCUUAAUUUUGACAGAGCUCUAAGGACUAACCUUUUUAGUGUACUUUUAUAGCAUGUAUAUUAAAAUAGAAUAUAUUUUAGCAAAAGAUUGCCAUAAAACCCUGACUUUGAUCAUUUUUAUAUUUGCACUGUGAAGAGAGCUUAAAUUUCAGUGUAGCAGCGUGGUGGCAGGAAAAUGAAAGACUAGGAAUUUCCUUCACAGUCGUGGCUCAUUGUUCCCGCAUUGCUCUUUUGGGAGGUACUCUAAUGGAUUCAUUGCUUGACUUUUUAACCUGUGGGUUGCAAAUGUUUCCUCAGUACUUUUCCCUUGAGGUGGUGUGUAUACAUUUACUGUCUGAGAAUAAAAAGACCGCGCACACACACACACACACACACACCCUAGUUUUUUUCAUUUUUAGUAUCUCUUCAUUUGUACUUUGGUUUGAAGAAAGAUACUAUCACCUUGUUCAGUGAAAAAGAACAAGCAGAAACAGUGUAUAUGUAUACUGUAUAUGGGCGGGAGAUAGCAUAUGCUAUGUGUCAGUCACUUCUUUGAAUCUUUUACUGAAAUUGAGAUAGGAAAAUAAAACUGAAACAAAUCACA